AUGCAGAUCUUUGUUAAGACCCUCACUGGCAAGACUAUCACGCUCGAGGUUGAAUCCUCCGACACUAUCGACAAUGUCAAGGCCAAGAUCCAAGAUAAGGAGGGUAUCCCACCCGACCAACAGCGCUUGAUCUUCGCGGGCAAGCAGCUGGAAGAUGGCAGAACUCUGUCCGAUUAUAACAUUCAGAAGGAGUCGACGCUGCACCUCGUGCUUCGUCUCCGUGGCGGCAUGCAGAUCUUCGUCAAGACCCUCACGGGCAAGACCAUUACGCUGGAGGUCGAAUCGUCUGACACAGUUGACAAUGUCAAGGCAAAGAUCCAAGACAAGGAGGGUAUCCCUCCGGACCAGCAGCGUCUGAUUUUUGCUGGGAAGCAACUUGAGGAUGGCCGCACGCUGUCCGACUACAACAUUCAGAAGGAGUCGACGCUGCACCUCGUGCUUCGUUUGCGCGGUGGCAUGCAGAUAUUCGUCAAGACGUUGACCGGCAAGACGAUUACGCUUGAGGUCGAGUCUUCGGACACGAUCGACAAUGUGAAGGCGAAGAUUCAGGAUAAAGAGGGUAUCCCUCCCGAUCAGCAGCGCCUCAUCUUCGCUGGCAAACAACUAGAAGAUGGGCGUACGUUGUCGGAUUACAACAUUCAGAAGGAGUCUACUCUUCAUCUUGUCCUCCGUCUUCGUGGAGGUAUGCAGAUCUUCGUGAAGACGCUGACCGGCAAGACGAUCACGCUUGAGGUCGAGUCUUCGGAUACUAUCGAUAACGUGAAGGCAAAGAUUCAGGAUAAGGAGGGCAUUCCUCCCGACCAGCAGCGCCUCAUCUUCGCCGGCAAGCAGUUGGAAGAUGGGCGCACAUUGUCCGACUACAAUAUCCAGAAGGAGUCGACGCUGCACCUCGUGCUUCGCCUGCGCGGUGGCAUGCAGAUUUUUGUCAAGACGUUGACCGGCAAGACGAUCACGCUUGAGGUCGAGUCUUCCGACACGAUUGACAAUGUGAAGGCGAAGAUUCAGGAUAAGGAGGGCAUCCCUCCCGAUCAGCAGCGCCUCAUCUUCGCCGGCAAACAACUAGAAGAUGGGCGUACAUUGUCUGACUACAACAUUCAGAAGGAGUCGACGCUGCAUCUCGUCCUCCGUCUCCGUGGCGGUAUGCAGAUCUUCGUUAAGACGCUGACUGGCAAGACGAUAACGUUGGAAGUGGAGUCGUCUGACACCAUCGACAAUGUCAAGGCGAAGAUCCAAGAUAAGGAGGGCAUCCCUCCUGACCAGCAGCGUCUGAUCUUCGCAGGCAAGCAGUUGGAGGACGGCCGGACUCUGUCGGACUAUAACAUCCAGAAGGAAUCGACGCUGCACCUAGUGCUCCGUCUCCGCGGCGGUAUGCAAAUUUUUGUAAAGACGCUCACUGGGAAGACCAUCACUUUGGAGGUCGAGUCUUCGGACACGAUCGACAAUGUGAAGGCGAAGAUUCAAGACAAAGAGGGCAUCCCUCCUGACCAGCAACGUCUGAUCUUCGCCGGCAAGCAGUUGGAGGAUGGCAGGACGCUGUCAGACUACAACAUCCAGAAGGAGUCUACCCUCCAUCUUGUCCUGCGUCUCCGUGGUGGUCUUUGAGGUUGAGGUGCUUUCCAGACGUCCGGGUCGCUAUCUUCACGUGUAUCCUUGUAACAUUAGCAACGCAGUCGUUCGGCAGCGUGUACAAUAGACUAUU
Laetiporus sulphureus 93-53 is the source of this 1699-nucleotide messenger RNA. Its product is annotated as polyubiquitin. Gene Ontology annotation, biological process: protein ubiquitination; modification-dependent protein catabolic process. The record is from RefSeq and is a predicted model, not a curated record. Gene Ontology annotation, molecular function: protein tag activity; ubiquitin protein ligase binding. The transcript is spliced from 4 exons. Lineage: Eukaryota; Fungi; Basidiomycota; Agaricomycetes; Polyporales; Laetiporaceae. Gene Ontology annotation, cellular component: nucleus; cytoplasm. The coding region runs from base 1 to 1602 and encodes 533 amino acids.